AUGGCCCAGAGGUCGCUCGACGGCCUCACCGCUUUCCUCACCUGUGUCUUCCCUUACCUCCCCGACGCCGAAACCCGAAAAUACCUUGACGCUGCUGGCGCGGACCCCUUGGUGGCCUCGCUCCUCAUCAUCAGAAGACGCAACAUGCAGUUCGACUACAGCUCCCAAACGACCAAGGCAGCAGUCGUGGUCGCCCUCAGAUGUGCAGCGGUUGCUGCCAAGCACCCAGAUCCGCAGAGGUUCGUGAGAGGGUGGAAGUUCGUUUCACCUAUUGUGGAAGUGCUCGUUUCACCGCCUGCUGUGGAAGCGCUCAGCCCUGUGUCAAUUUCGACACACAAGGCCAAUAUGCAGGACACUUUCUUCUUUUCGUGCACUGGAGGCAAUCAAGUCUGUGGAGACAAUUGCAUUAGACCCAGUUCUUCUGCGGAAUCAUGUUCAUGGGCGGCUACUGCUAUGGUCCACUGGAUCCUGUCUCCAAUCAUUAUCAACACUAUCUGGUACGAGGAACACUUUCCACCGAGCAAACAGUUUGAAGUAUCCAUGAUUAGCACCCAGUUGCUUUGGCGUAUUGUGGCCCGAUCGCUUUAUGGACUCAUAUCAUUCCUGUGCACUGCACACCGAGGCAUUACACCUGAUCAGGCCAUUGAAUCCUUGCUGGUGACCGAUGUCCACUUGCUAGCUGCUUAUGAUGAACGCUCUGCUUGGCCCACCAGUACUACCUGUCUAUCUGAUGACAGUCCCACCCUGUCUCUGCCUGUCAGUGCCACUGCUGCGGGCACAGCAGCAUUUCACUGCUCCCCACUUGCACAAUCGGAGUUUCUUAUAUCACAGCGUUUUGUUGGUUACCCACCAUCCUCCGAGGAUAUCAGUGCGGUUUGCAUGGUGUUAGAAAGCCGUUCCUCCUCUUCUGGCACACACCAGCAACAAAAUAUAGCCCUAACAAAGGUCAAGAAAAGGGUGUAUGCUAAUAUGUGUCAGUGCAGCGAUAGCUUCUGGGGUCAACAUGACCGAGUCACUAGUAUGGUCAGAGACGCUUUAGACAAGUUAAAUAAGACUGCUGUGGAGGGUCAACUCUUUGAGCUUCACAUCAUCUUUGGUGUAAAUGAAUUUGUAUCUGGUCCAGUGAGCAGCACAGAUGGAAAAAUUGGAAAAUACAAUCCCUGGAGUCAUGACAAGUACUUUCAUUCUCAUCUAAACUUUCUAGCGGUUUGCAAGGACCGUCCAUUUGACUCUCCAACCCUCUUUUUUGCUGAAUGUGGCAAGGACGGUGACGAUACUUGCUGGUGUGUUCCUGUGAUUCCGCAAAAACAUGAAUCUGCUUCCUGGGAUGGCGUGAAGGUUGGGGAAGGAGUGGGCGACACUGAGGGGACCGUCACAGAUGGCGUGAAGGUUGGGGAAGGAGUGGGCGACACUGCUGGCGGUGACUUCGUGCUCGCGGUCGUCGGAGUUGGUGGUGGAGAUAGAGAGGACCGAGAAUUCUACAACAACGACGAGAUCAUCGAAUACAAUGGAAUAUAUGUCCAUUGGGUGCAUGACGUGUCAGAUGAAGCUAUUUACCUCAACUUCUGCCCAGAUGAUGAUGAUGGUGGUGGUGAUGAAGCUGACUGGAUAGAUAUUUAUUGA
Molecule: messenger RNA, 1623 nt
Organism: Miscanthus lutarioriparius
Lineage: Eukaryota; Viridiplantae; Streptophyta; Magnoliopsida; Poales; Poaceae
Source: the annotation of a GenBank genome assembly